Messenger RNA from Neogale vison (American mink), 489 nucleotides. RefSeq names its product motilin (gene MLN). The record is from RefSeq and is a predicted model, not a curated record. The transcript is spliced from 7 exons. NCBI's taxonomy places the organism in Eukaryota, Metazoa, Chordata, Mammalia, Carnivora, Mustelidae. Bases 73 to 489 code for a protein of 138 amino acids. Gene Ontology annotation, cellular component: extracellular region. Gene Ontology annotation, molecular function: motilin receptor binding; hormone activity.
CUCCGCCGGUCCCAUUCACACCGCGCUGAUGUCCCCUCGCCUCCCCAGAUAGCACCUGCUCCCAGCUCCAGGAUGGUGUCCCGAAAGGCUGUGGCUGCUCUGCUUGUGGUGCACGUGGCUGCCAUGCUGGCCUCCCAGACAGAAGCCUUCGUUCCCAUCUUCACCCACAGCGAGCUCCAGAAGAUCCGGGAAAAGGAGCGCAACAAAGGUCAAAAGAAGUCCCUGGUUUUACAAAAGAGGUCUGAGGAAGUGGGGCCUCUGGACCUUGUGGAGCCCACAGAAGAAGAAGAAAACCAGGUUAUCAAGCUGACUGCUCCCGUGGAAAUUGGAAUGAAGAUGAACUCCAGGCAGCUGGAAAAGUACUGGGCUGCCCUGGAAGAGUUGCUGGGUGAGGCGCUGCUGUCCACCCAGAACGGAGGAGAGGAGGGGAGGAAGCGUUGGAGUGGGAAGAACCAGAGGUUAAAGGACUUGCCCCAAGCAGACAAGUGA